Molecule: messenger RNA, 1304 nt
Organism: Balaenoptera ricei (Rice's whale)
Lineage: Eukaryota; Metazoa; Chordata; Mammalia; Artiodactyla; Balaenopteridae
Gene: DHDH
Product: dihydrodiol dehydrogenase
Biological process (GO): D-xylose catabolic process
Molecular function (GO): nucleotide binding; D-xylose 1-dehydrogenase (NADP+) activity
Source: RefSeq, a predicted model, not a curated record
AUGGCGAUUUCUCUGGAAGCAGCCAACCUGAAGGUCUUCGCGUUCCUAGCUGUUGCGAAGCUGGCGCUUCGCUGGGGCAUUGUGUCAGCUGGCCUUAUCUCCAGCGACUUCACGACGGUGCUGCGGACCCUGCCUCGCUCUGGGCACCAGGUCCGCCCUCCCUCCGGAGUCCAGGGGAAGCGCGGGCGGGGGGUCUGGGGGCGCCCCUCCUGGUGGGGCGCCCCACGGGUGGCGGUAGCGGCCCGUGACCUGAGCCGGGCGAAGGAGUUUGCGAGGAAACACGACCUCCCCAAGGCCUACGGAUCCUAUGAGGAGCUGGCCAAGGACCCGAACGUGGAGGUGGCCUGCAUUGGCACUCAACACCCCCAGCACAAGGCCGCGGUGCUGCUUUGCCUAGCAGCGGGCAAGGCUGUGCCGUGCGAGAAGCCCAUGGGCGUGAACGCCGCGGAAGUGCACGAAAUGGUUCCUGAGGCCAGAUCCCGAGGCCUAUUCCUUAUGGAGGCCAUCUGGACCCGCUUCUUUCCUGCUGUAGAGGCUCUGAGGUCUGUUCUGGCCCAGGGAACUCUGGGGGACCUUCGGGUGGUUCGGGCAGAAUUUGGGAAGAAUCUCACCCAUGUACACCAGGCCAUAGACUGGGCCCAGGCUGGAGGUGGCUUGUUAGACAUUGGCAUCUACUGCCUCCAGUUCAUCAUUAUGGUCUUCGGUGGGCCAAAGCCGGAGAGGAUUUAAGCUGUGGGAAGGCGCCAUGAAACAGGUGUGGACGACACUGUCACUGUGCUACUCCAGUACCCAGGAGGGGUCUACGGCAGCUUCACCUGCAGCAUCACUGCCCAGCUCUCCAGUAUGGUCUCUGUGAGCGGUACCAAGGGCAUGGCCCAGAUCCUCGACCCCUGCUGGUGUCCAACAGAGCUGGUGGUGAAGGGGGAGCGUAUGGAGUUCCCAUUGUCCCCAGCCCCAGGCAAGGAGUUCAAUUUUACAAGUGGAAUGGGCAUGAGUUAUGAGGCCAAGCACGUCCAGGAAUGCCUGCAGAAGGAAAGUGAGCUCCUGGCUGACAUGCUUGAGGAGGUGAGGAAGGCCACUGGAAUCACCUUCCCCCAAGACAAACACUGAUGUAUGUCCUGAACAAAUCAAGACAUGCUGGGAAUUCCCUGGCGGUCCAGUGGUUAGGGCUCUGCGCUUUCACUGCCGAGGGCACGGGUUCAAUCCCUGGUUGGGGAACUAAGAUCCCACAAGCUGCGCAGCAUGGCCAAAAAAUAAUAAUAAAAUAAAAUAAUAAAAUAAAAUAAAAACGUGCUUUCCACAGA